CGCUCCGCGCCUGCGCAGUGCCGCGGGCCGGCGCUCAGCUGGGCAGUGUUUACAGCCCGAGCGCGCCGGCCUGGGCUGCGCCGAGACAAGCCAAAAGGAGACGAGUGAAACCGAACCGAACCGAAACGGGCCGAAGCUAACGGAGCCGAGCCGAGCCCAACCGAACCGAACCGAACUGAACUGAAGCAAGACAAGCCUAGCCGAACGGAGCCGAACCGAAUCGAACGUUGCCGAACGGAGACGAACCGAAUUGAACCUAGCCGAACGGAGCCGAACCGAAUCGAACCUAGCCGAACGGAGCCGAGGCACCGUUGAGUGUUUCUAGGAGGCUGCUGAAGAUGGGAGGCGCAGUGAGUGCGGGAGAAGAUAACGACGAAUUAAUCGAUAACCUGAAGGAGGCCCAGUACAUCAGGACAGAGCUGGUGGAACAGGCAUUUCGAGCCAUUGAUCGGGCAGAUUACUACCUGGAAGAGUUCAAAGACAAUGCCUACAAGGACUUGGCAUGGAAGCAUGGAAAUAUUCAUCUCUCAGCACCGUGCAUUUACUCAGAGGUGAUGGAAGCUUUGGACCUGCAACCAGGGCUGUCRUUUCUGAACCUUGGCAGUGGCACUGGUUAUCUGAGUUCCAUGGUUGGACUCAUUCUGGGUCCCUUUGGUGUGAACCACGGUGUGGAGCUUCACUCUGACGUGAUCGAGUACGCGAAGCAGAAAUUGGACUUUUUCAUUAAAACAAGCGACAGCUUUGACAAAUUUGAAUUUUGUGAGCCAUCCUUUGUCACUGGCAAUUGCUUAGAGAUUUCUCCAGACUGCACUCAGUAUGACCGUGUUUACUGUGGUGCUGGAGUCCAGAAAGAGCAUGAGGACUACAUGAAGAACCUCUUGAAAGUUGGAGGAAUUCUUGUCAUGCCUCUAGAGGAGAAGUUGACUAAGAUAACCCGGACUGGUCCUUCUGCCUUUGAGACGAAGAAGAUUCUUGCUGUUUCUUUUGCUCCUUUGAUUCAGCCAAACCACGCAGAUUCAGGAAAAUCAAGGCUUGUUCACUUGCCCCCCGUGGCCGUUCGCAGCCUGCAGGACCUGGCUCGCAUYGCCAUCCGAGGCACCAUCAAGAAAAUCAUCCACCAGGAAGCCAUGAGCAAAACGGGCAAYGGGCUGAAGAACCCGCCCCGCUUCAAGCGGAGGCGCGUGCGGCGCCGGCGCAUGGAGACCAUCGUGUUCCUGGACAAGGAGGUGUUYGCCAGCCGCAUCUCCAACCCCUCAGAUGACAACAACAACAGCGACGACAUCGACGACGAGAGGCCAGAGGAGGAGGAGACCAAACCUUCUGAACUAAAGCCAGACCCUCCCGUAAACUUUUUGAGAGAAAAGGUCUUGAGCCUGCCUUUGCCCGAUCCCUUGAAGUAUUACUUGCUUUAUUACAGGGAAAAGUAGUUUUCCCUCUAGAAAGUGAGAAGUAGGCAGAGAAUAAAGUAUUCCUUAGGGCUUGACAAACGUGUCCCACUUGCUUGCCUGCGAAUGUGACACCCAAGGCAGUAGGCUGGCUGGGGAAUGUGGCUGCUGUAMACUUUGACAUUAUAGCUUUUUUGAGUUCCUUCUUUCUUCUCACUYGUGUGCUAUAGUUUUAUCCUACAGCAGGGAUUCCUUAGGAAGCAAGUUGGUGAAGUGUUCAGCUGUUUAUGGAAAGGAGGAUUUAAUUCCCUGGAAACUAACUGCAGGAGAUGUUCUAAAAAUCUCAUGGCUGCUCUACCGAAUAUCAGUUCUGAAAAUCUCCUAAGCAGUUCCCCAAAGAUCUUUCCUGUCCAUGCUCUCUCCCACUAAGYCUGCCAUGUGUUUGCCAUGGUGUGUGUUUAAUGGAGGAUGAAGAUUAUUAAGUUAAAACCUGACCUGGCAAAUCUUGUUUCUUCCAGUAAUCUGAAAAAGCACAACUUUUACAGAAWGGAAAGAAUUUGGCAUUACCCUUGUGGCAUCCAGAUUUUGAAUGAGACGGAAAGCAUCAGCUCCCCUUUGGUUGGUCUGUUUUGCUUUUAAACAAUAUAUAAUUUUUCAGUAAAAAGUGUUUUACAAAAUGCUGGUUUUCUGAAAGGAAAACGCCUGUUUCAAUGAACGAGUUGUUGGGGGUUUUGUGGUUUUUCUUUUUUUAAAGCAAUGGAGGCAAGUGAGAAAUUGCAAAGCUGUUUAGCUUUGGCAGGAUGCAAGGGUAGUCAUGGUUGGGACUUUUGCCUCUAGAAAUGUUUACAGAGUAAUUCUAUGUGGGGAAAAAGGUAGAGAAGAGCUGCAGUGAAAAAUGUGAAUGCAGAACCUGUGGCUUUUACUGUUGUGUGAGAUAAUUCAGAUCAUCAGCCGAACAGGGUGAGGUGCAGAGCACCAGCCUGAGCAGUAAAUCAGCCAAAUAAAGUUUUGUGGUGGAUCUGCAGAACCUGAAAACAGUCUAGAAAGCCAAAUUAGUGCAAUUCUUAGGUGUUCUUCUGUGUGUGCCCCUGCUGUGGCAAGGUGGCCAGAAUACAACUUGUGCACAAGUGUUCCACAGUGGAAUGCAGUUGCUUGGCUUGGUAGGUGAUUUUGUUCCUGCAGCAAAGAAGUAGAAAUUUCAACAGGCUCAUAUGGAAGGACUUGACACUCCGUGGUUCUCUGGAUAUGAGCUGUAAUUUUUAUUCCUGAGUCUUUCUGUCAUUGUGAUAGAAGGAAGUGCCAUGGAAUCAUAGAAUUACAGCWUGAUCUGGGUUGGAAGGGACCUUAAAGACCAUCUCAUUCCACUCCUCUUCCAUGGGCAGGGGUACCUUCCACUAGGCCAGGUUGCUCCCAGCCACAUCCAGCCUGGCCUUGAGCAGUUCCRGGAAUGGGGAGUYCACAAUGUCUAUGGAUGAUAAAAUACCAUGUUUAGAAGAGGUUUACUUUAGCCUGUUUGAAAAAUCUAUCUUAACUGGUAAAGGCUGGGAAGAAAUCCUGGAGUUUGUGUUGUGAAAUACUCCUAAAGCUGGGGGUGGUGAAAGGCUCUCUCUCAGUAGGUAGUGAAGCCGUGUUAAGGCAUUGCCCCAUCAGAAGCACUUAAGUUGGUGUCACUUUGAUAUAUUUUGAUUUUUUUAAUGUGUGCUGUCUCCUAAUUUUCUGAGGAGGGAUGAGUGAAGACUGUUGCCAAAUGGUCCUGAGUUGCACAAYUUGCUUCAUGAAAAUAGUUUCAAAGUUCUGUGUAGCUUUGAAAAUAAAUGAAUAACUUACAUGUCUAAGCCUGAAGUGGAGAACUUUUCCUUGCUUAACAGGAUUUUUGUGCAUCUUUCAGAAUAUUGUCUGAUAUUCCUGUAUCCUGUGGCUGUUGACACAUAACACAGUCAUGGGCUGGGUUUUGCCUCCKGUUUCCUGUCUCCACUUCUAGUCUAAAUGGUAUGCCAGGUUAUUCUUGCUCCCUUGGAUUUUGUUUUCUUUGUUUGCAGUGGGGCAGUUSUGUGGCCACUGAGCUGAUGGUUUCCUGUAAAGGUGCAUGUCCCCAUCGUGUAAUUGUGGCAACUCAUGUGAAUUUCUUUCUACAAAUGAAAGUCCUGAAUAUGGUGAUGAAUAGAGGCUUAAUGGAAUCUCUGUGUCUUUAUUCUCAGUGCUUCCCUACAGGCUGUGGCCUCUUAUUUGUGGGAAAAUUCUUAAGAGGUGUCAUGCCAGGUAUGUGCCUUUCUGGAUUGUGGCACAAUUUCCACACCCCUCCAUAGUACAGGGUGCCUCCUGCUUUUGGCUACCAGGUUAUUCUUCAGUUUAAUCACAACACUUUUAAAGCAGUUCCUUCAAAAAUUCCGUUAAACUUCAGGUUCCUGUUGAUAAGCCUUGCAGAGAUUCUGUUAAAGCUGACCAGUUGAAGGAGGAUUAUCUUUUAUUUAUCCCUUGUUUGAUUUUUAUCCCCAUCCCAGCCCCAGUUGUAAAAGGUAUUUUAUCAGAUUUUUCACCAGAUUUGCCUUUUUUAUUACAUUUGCUAGAUUUUUGUAGCUUUCUAUAAGAUGCAUAAAUACUGCUAUUUUUUCCUGGAUWAGGUUGAAUAAAUAAAUAUAUAUAUACUGGAAA
This is a messenger RNA of Malurus melanocephalus (red-backed fairy wren), 4037 nucleotides long. RefSeq names its product protein-L-isoaspartate (D-aspartate) O-methyltransferase domain containing 2 (gene PCMTD2). Gene Ontology annotation, cellular component: cytoplasm. The record is from RefSeq and is a predicted model, not a curated record. The coding region runs from base 339 to 1427 and encodes 362 amino acids. The transcript has 6 exons. Gene Ontology annotation, molecular function: protein-L-isoaspartate (D-aspartate) O-methyltransferase activity. NCBI's taxonomy places the organism in Eukaryota, Metazoa, Chordata, Aves, Passeriformes, Maluridae. Gene Ontology annotation, biological process: protein modification process.